Messenger RNA from Darwinula stevensoni, 3252 nucleotides. NCBI's taxonomy places the organism in Eukaryota, Metazoa, Arthropoda, Ostracoda, Podocopida, Darwinulidae. The record is from the annotation of a GenBank genome assembly.
AUGACUCUAGCAGACGACGCGGCCUCGCAGUCCCCUGGUGCCAAGGGAAGAACCCUUUCGGAGAUCCCGAAGGUGUUCGCCCGAAAAGCUCAGGGAAGACAGCGAGGAACUCCCAUUCGCAGACGGAAAUUGCGGAAGCAGUCGAAGCGAUUGUGGCGUGCACAGUACGCUUCGGUGAUGAACCCGGGUUGGAUAGAUGUCCCAGUUGAUGCAAAAGGAGGCUACUGUCCCGUCUCACUCUCCCUUCGUUUUGGCUUUCAUCUCAACUCGGACGCAUCGCCGUGUGAAUCGGCCCUAACUCUGUUGUGGUGUGCCUCGGCCUGCUGCAUCUCUAUCCCUUUCCUCUAUCUCUACUUGUUCCGGCUCCGCCCCAUCGUCCUCGACAUGGUCUUCCGGAGACAAUCGGAACGGGAGAGCUCAGUGGCUGCAGUGAGAGGGAUGAAGGUGGAGGACAGCCUGGCCAGCGAUGGGGAUGGAGAACUCCUCUGGUGCUCCGACUACAGCCAGUAUCAGAUGGGAGGAGGGAUGGGUGUGGGUGGAUCCCCAGCCACCGGGGGAGGACUGAGUCUGAGUACGAGCGGGGUCACUUACGAAGACUGGGAUGCCAAGCUCGCUCUCAUCGACUUCUCCCGUGAUGAUCUCACUCAGUUCCUUCAGGACAAUGCCUCCCAGAUGAGUCGUGUGAAGGACUCGGCUGGGGAGAUGAUGUCUUCAAUGAGCAGUUCCAUACUCCAAGAAUGGCGUCGGACUGGAAAAACCCAGGAUCUCACACUGGAUUCAACGGGUGGAGAGAUCUCGGACGGCUCCUUGUUCUCUCCGAUGAGGGAAGGAGCCUUCAGCGUGGAUUCCUUGGAUUGUAGCACCAUGUCGGGUCGGGACCUGACCGUCACGUGUCAAGCCAACAAAGACCACUACACUCUUGCCUUUGAUGAUCUUCCUUUGCAGUCUCGAGGACAAUCCAGGCAAGAAGAAAAGCGAGAGGAGAGGACCGCCAUGACCCAGAGCGUCGGGGGUCGUCUCUUCACAACUUGGUGUCGUUUGAAAGAUGACAAGAGCUUCAGCCUCCCUGACCUAGAAAAGAAGAAACUGUACGAUGUCGUUCUGGGGAAACGGGUGUCCACAUCUCUUCUGAGAGCGUGGACGUCGGCCAGGAUCUCAGAAUCCACAUUUGACACUGCCAAAGACGAUCCAGGCACCCUGGAUACCGUGAGCAGUGGGAUCUUGAUGCAGGACUCUUCCCCUCAGCUCACUUGUACUAGUAUUCAGACCUCGAUCAGCGGAGGGAAGAAAACAGUAUACGUCUACUUUCCCAGCUACGCCCUACCGAACCUAGACUUCAUCAAAAAUCCAGAUGCAGACGUGUAUCUUGUGGGUCGAGGUUUACCGAAGUCCAAAGAAGAAGAGAUCCUGCCAAGAAGGAAGAAACAUCUCUCUGUCGACGACCUCGAGGUCCUCAAGAAACGGGACUUGUCGAAAAUCAAAGACUGGAAGAGCCUCCAAGUAUUAUUGCCCUCUGACGUCAAGGAGAUCCUUGGUUGCUGCGACGAAGAAGACGAGAAGUCGUCUUCGCCGAGAUUCACUCCGGAGAUUAAGUUCCGCAAAACACGACCGCGUAGCUGUGAUGCAGCCGUCUUGCAGAAGACACCCGAGGAAGCGGAUCGUGUGGAUCCGGGAGGACGACCGAAGGGGAUCCUGAGGAAGACUCCGUCGGGAUGCGAAGACGAUUCUCGACGCUCUUCGUUCAUCUGUCGCAGCCAUAGGGAAUCCUUCGUCUUGGACAGCAGACUCAAACUGGCCGGAGAAAGCAUGUGCGUGGAUGACGUUACGGAUCGAAAGGGCGACCGGGUGGAGCACACUCCACGACCCAAGAUCCUCGACCUCCGGCAGAAAGCCACGGAGAUGAUGGGCGUGACGGAGACCCUGGAGAGACGGUUUCACUCCGAGGGGAACAUCCUCGAAGGCAGCGAGGACGACGCGUCUCAACAGAGCUGUGAUUGCGGAUGCCAUCGAAGACGCAAGAGCGUCAGCUUUGCCAACAUGAAUCACUCCAUCACUUGCAAGGAAUGUCGUCUACCAAGAGUGGCAUCAACUGGCUUCUCUCUGCCCAAUACUCCAAUGAGAAAUGAAUGGAGCUUCUGCAUGGUACAUUCUCCAACAUCGACUCCAGCUGGCAUUCGUCACCUGCAAGACCUGGUGAGGAACAUGAGGAAGGCAGUGGAGAGCUUCACAUGCUGUGAGUGGCAAGAGUUGAACUCACUGCACAACUGGGUAUUAGAAGAGCUAAGCCCUACUCUCUAUGCCAUUCUGAGUGAUGGCCUCUUUCCCAAAAUCAACACACUGUUUGGACCAGUCCAGAAUUCAGUCUGGCGUGUGGUUGAGACCACCUCUCAAGCAGGGCUCUGUACCAAGGCAUUGCAGGACCUGGUACUUCACCUAAACACAGAUGAGCAUCUUGUGGAGGGUCCACUCAAGUUCAAUGCAUUUAUCUGUGGUCUUCUCAACAUUGGAAGUCUGACAUCAUGGCUUUCAUACCUGAGAACACGGGAGAGUGCAAUCCACAAACAUUAUGCUCCAUGCUCCUUUCUAUAUUUGUCCAAUGGACCUGCUCGGUCUCUCUAUGAUCAGAUCCUUGGAGCCGCAAAGGUGCUAGAUGCUCAUCCAUUCCAGCUAGACCUUCUGCAUGAGUCAAGACUCUUACAUCAGAGACUUCAGAUGAUGGGAGAAGAGCUGAAACGUCACCUGAGCCUCGAGAAGUUGGCAGUUACCCCAGAGCAUGAGAAAGUAGGGAAGACACUUCGUAAAUCUCAUUCUCAUGAUGCACUGGAGGAAAGAGACAGAGGGGGAGAAGAAGGAAAUGGUGCAAUAGAUCGAGGGAGCUUUAGUCGUCUCCGCCGGAAAUGGGAAUUGUGGAGUGGAAAUAAGAAUAACAAUGCAGGUGCCCUGCCCAACAAGAGCAAGAUCCCAAGGCCAGUGAGCGCCCGUAUAUCUCGGGACCGGGAGCGCAUUCCUGAAUCUCCCAGUCCCAUGGACAUUAGCAGCUGCAGUAGCUCUGUGUCAGGGGGAAGUGCACCACGCCUGUCACGUCCAGCAUCAGUUGCUUCACCAUCUGGUUCUGCAAUCCCCAUUCUCAAUCCCCAGAAUCAAUUUCAUUCUCAACUGAAUGGCAACAUGAAUCAAAGAUCGGGGACGCAACGAGGACUCGUGUCAAGAGAUGCUGUGGAAAUCCCUUCCCCUCUUGGGCAGGGGCAGUGA